Messenger RNA from Cydia splendana, 1863 nucleotides. RefSeq lists its product as uncharacterized. Bases 1 to 1863 code for a protein of 620 amino acids. Lineage: Eukaryota; Metazoa; Arthropoda; Insecta; Lepidoptera; Tortricidae. The record is from RefSeq and is a predicted model, not a curated record. The transcript is spliced from 12 exons.
AUGUCAUGCGCUUCGGCCGAGAGAGGUGCUGAAUAUUCGGGCACACAGAUGUUCAGAAAGCGGUGGUACGUAUUGGUGGCCGCGGGUCUGUGUGCGCUCUACAUCUACUCCAAGUCGUCGAACAACGAGCUGCCGCGCAUCGAGGGGCAACGGAGAUUCUUAGAGAAGAAGUUACAGGAAGCCCUAAAAUUGGACAAAGGGACAGGCUGUAAGGUCCCGAAACUGGACCCCUACUCAGAGGACAUGGUCUGGUCUUACAAGAAACUGGGACCCCUGAAAUGCGAGGGACAAGAUUGGGUAAAGUGCUAUCAUUCCAAAUGUCGCGUUGUAGACUCAAUACGAGACACACACACAAGCAUCCAGUGCGAGUACAAAGACAUUAUCUACAAAGACGAUUUCCACUACGACUUCGGGAAACCCACUGUAGUCAAAGAUGGCGAUGUAUACCAGCUGUCGGCCAGUGAUCACGUCAGCGUACAAUGUACAGGAACUGUGCCAAAUAUGGGAAAGACUGAAAAAUGGUCAGGCAACACGCUCGGUUUCCGUCCCAUCUCCCCUCCGGCCAAACCCCUGGAUGACCACAUUAACGUGAUGAUCCUCGUAUUCGAUUCCACUCCUCGGAGUGGCUUCAUCAGACUCAUGCCCGAGAGCUGGAAGGUCUUUAAUGAGGAGUUGAAGGCUACGGUCAUGGAAGGGUACAAUAUAUUAGGUGACGGAACACCUGCCUGCCUCUUUCCGUUUCUUACUGGCAAGACAGAGCUGGAACAACCAGAUGUGAGGAACACUAAACAGAACAACAGGACAUUGGAUGACUUCCCUUUUAUAUUCAAGCAUUUAAAGGAAGAAGGGUAUGCCACAGCAUACAUUGAGGACAUGCCCCUCGACAACACAUUCACGUUUCGUUUCAACGGCUUCAAGAAACAGCCCACCGACCAUUACUAUCGCGCGUUCCGAAACGCGAACAAGCGACUUUUUAAGGGUUGGAACUUUUGCUACGGAGAUACCCCGCAGUUUAAGAUGAUGAUGAAUUUGACGGAGCAGUUUCUGGAGCUCGAAGGAAGGAGAUUCAUCUUCACAUUCAUCUCGGACAUUUCUCACAACGAUUUAAACUACAUACAGUACGCUGACGGAGACUUGGCGGCUUUUUUGAGGCGUCUGAUCAAACGGACCGAGGAUACGCUUAUUAUAGUCAUGGGAGACCAUGGGCCCAGAUACGCAGCGUUCCGCAAGAAGCAUUCCCUCCGCGGCAAGCUCGACGAACGCCUCCCCCUCCUCGCUAUCCGCCUCCCGGACCGCCUCACGCGCGCGCGCCCUGACGCGUUAAGCGCGCUUCAAGCUAAUUCGCGCGUAUUGACCACUGCACAUGAUUUACACGCGACUAUAUUGGAUGCGGUGGGCUUGAGAAAGCACUGGAACCCGUACAAGGUGGAGGGGGCGGAUUUGAAGAGGGGACUGACGUGGUUAGAGCCGAUCCCCAACAGCCGCUCCUGCAGCGAAGCUGGCAUCGAGACGCACUGGUGCACCUGCCUGGUCUGGCAGAACGUUUCCGACUCCAAUCCCAUGUACAAAAGGGCUGCUAAUGCGCUGAUAGACUACAUCAACAAGUUUACAGAGGAUGCUGGAUCCAAGUGCAUCCCUCGCGCCGUAGCGUCUAUAAGUUGGGUGCUCCGACAGCGUGUCAACAACAGACUCCUCGCUUUUGAUACCGCUAUAGAUUACGACACUUACUUGGGACGGUUCAACGCCAAAACAAACGUCACUAUGGAGAAUUUUCAGAUCGGAGUCCCCAAACCGUCUAGAACUGUGUCGAAUGCAGUUUAUACACAUUUGGUGAGCCGGCAGCAAAAGCGUAGUUGCCUCUAA